AUGUGGUCUUCUGACGACGACGACGACGACUGGUAUUUCCCGGAUGACUUUUACUUUAACUCUUUUACUCCCUCUCCCGAUCCAUACGCAUCACCUCACGACACCUCCGACGACACCAACACCAACAUCAUGCCUCCCCAUCACGACUCCUCUUUCACCCACGGUCAAGCGGCCGUUUCCGAUCCACCCAGGUCUGCUAUGAUGACAACAGUUCACACCGAGCUUUAG
Molecule: messenger RNA, 228 nt
Organism: Fusarium poae
Lineage: Eukaryota; Fungi; Ascomycota; Sordariomycetes; Hypocreales; Nectriaceae
Exons: 2
Coding region: 1-228 (75 amino acids)
Source: RefSeq, a predicted model, not a curated record